This is a messenger RNA of Micromonas pusilla CCMP1545, 1512 nucleotides long. RefSeq lists its product as uncharacterized. Gene Ontology annotation, molecular function: diacylglycerol O-acyltransferase activity. The record is from RefSeq and is a predicted model, not a curated record. Gene Ontology annotation, cellular component: plasma membrane. Bases 1 to 1512 code for a protein of 503 amino acids. The transcript has a single exon. Gene Ontology annotation, biological process: triglyceride biosynthetic process. NCBI's taxonomy places the organism in Eukaryota, Viridiplantae, Chlorophyta, Mamiellophyceae, Mamiellales, Mamiellaceae.
AUGAACGCCCCGGACGAGCCCAAGCCUCUGAGGCGAACGAUGAGCCUCGUCACGGAAACCCUCGCGAGAGCGGCGAUGACGGGCACCGCGUUCCCUCCGAGCGCCAAAUGCCCGGAUUUCCCCCUCGCGAACUUCUUCUUCGUGGAGAAGGCCCCGUCGGACGCGGACUUGCGAGCGACGAUGAAGAAGAUCGUCGCGUUCGACCGCCUGCGAUCGAAAGUCGUGCAGACGAAGAAGGGCGGGAAGUACGCGUGGUCCGAGGUCGCGGACGUGGAGGAUCACCUCAUGAAGCACGUGACGAGAGAGGAAGUCGACGGCGAGGGCGAGCUUCGGAAACUGAUGGACGCCCUCCUCGUGAAGCCGCUCGACACGGACCGGCCGCUGUGGGACGUGACCGUGAUCACGCUCAAGCCCGGGGCGAAGUGGGCCCCUGGCCCGGGGUCGCCGUCGCGCGCGCCGCCCGUGGUGUGCGUCCGCGUCAGCCACGCCGUGGGGGACGGAUUAGCCCUCGUGAACGUCCUGGAAAACAUCUGCACGGGCGCGGACGGCGGCGGCGUCAAGACGCUGGACUUUAAGCGCCGAAAGAGAGUCAGCGCCGGGAAGAAGUCGUCCAUGUUGAACCCGAUCACGUGCAUCUCCGCGUUCUUCGCGAUGAUGCUGUACAUCUGCCAGUGCGUCUGGGCGGUGUUAGUCUCGUUCGGGACGCCGUUCGGACCGCACGACUCGCGAACCGCGUUUUGCGCGCGGCCGACGAAGGUCAAGUACAGCGGUCGGCGGUCUCUGAUCGUGUGCCCGUCGUUCGGUUUAGACGAGAUCAAGCAGGUGAAGACCACGAUGGGAUGCACGGUGAACGACGUCGUGUGCGCGUGCCUCGCGGGCGCGAUCACGCUGUACAACCAUCACCGAAGGAACGACGUCAAGGAGAAGCGCGAGCCGCUCAUCCGAGCCGCGGUGCCGUACUCGUUCCCGGACCGACCGAAGGGCGUCCUCACGAACGCGUGGACGUUCGUGUCUCUGAAGUUCACGACCGGAAGGAUGGAGAUCGUGAAACGGCUGAAGAAGACGCAGCACACGUGCGAUUUGAUGAAGAAAACGCCCGGGGCGUGGGCGACGAAAUCGCUGAACAUCAUAAGCGCGAAGCUCCUCGGCGCGAAGUUUCAGUCGAACACGAUUUACGAUUUCAUGUCGCGUCACUCGAUGGUGUUCACGAACGUCCCGGGGCCGAUCGCGCCCGUUCGGAUCUUCGGAUCGGAGAUGAAAGAGCUCGUGUUCGGCGUGGGGAACCUCGUGAACCAAGUCAGCGUCGUGUCCUACGCCGGGUCCGUCGGUCUGUCCUUGGUCGUGGACGAGGAGGAGGUGAAGGAGGCGCACCUCAUCGGCGAUUUUUUCCAGCUCGAGUUGAACAACCUGAAAGACGCGGCGGCGGAGAUCGAGGCGAAGGCUGCGGAGGAGAAGGCGAAGGCCGCGGAGGAGAGGGCGAAGGAGGCGAAGACCGCCGCGAACAAAUCGUGA